AUGACGCCAUGGGUUCUGCUUUUUUGGCUGGUGUUGGCGACCAAUGGAUCUAAGAUCGACGAGGGUCCCGAGCUGGCAGCGGACCAGAUCCUGGAAGAAGCCGUGUUGGAGGCAAAGUUCUUCGACUAUCGGGAGCGGCUUGGGAUCAACGACCGAAGAACCCUGGAAGUUUUCUUUCAGCUCUUCGACCUUUGGAUCAUGCUCUACCGCCUGAACAAGGCGGAUGAAGCCCUGAAGGAGGUGUUCCCAGCUUGCGAAUGGCGGCAGGACGAUCUUACCAUCCAAGCCAUCCAGGCGCUGGCCUUCACGCGCUGGAAGCAGGGUCGCUUCAAGGAGGCUCUGACAUGGUUUCAUCAGAUGGAGGGGCUCUUAGGCAAGAGUGCCGCCCUGUGCGAGAACAUCGGGCAUACCUACAACUCGCUGGGGAUGCCCGCAGAAGCUGAGAUGUACUUCGUGCAGUCUCUCAUGUUCUUGAGCACCAAUUCCACCAUGGAGAAAAGCAACAAAGGCGGCGUCCUGCUCGGGCUGGCUGGAGUGCGGGAGAAGCAGUCCAAGUUGCUUGAAGCCCGCGAAUCGGCACAGGAGGCAUACGACCUGUACAAGAAGCGGGACAGCAAGAACGGCUGGGAGUCAUCCCUAACAGCCAAAGCUGCCAUGACCCUGAGUAAACUUGCGCUGAAGCUCGGCGACUUGGAGGAGGCCGAGAAGAGAACUGAGGAGGCCGUCCGCCUUUUCGAGUCCACCUCAGGUGAAGACUCCCCAUUGCUUGCGGGCGCCUUCAAGCGAUUGGGCGAGAUACGCAUGGCACAGGAGCGGUGGCCUGAGGCUCGAAGUGCCUUCCACAGCGCGUACAAGCUGGAGGCAAUUAAAGACGCCUUCGAUCUCACGGAAGUCGUCAUCAUCCAUCAACAUCUGUCAGAUUCCCAUCUUGGGAAAGGUGAGCUGGACCGAAAGAGCUUCCGCCCUUACUUUCCGACGAUUGCGCAGGUCCUCAAGCGUGUCUACGACAUGAAGCAAGACGGGAAUGCCGGGGCAUACUACAAGCUUGCCGGCGAGUUCUUUGUACUUGGGGAGGACUGCGAGGCGGGGAAGUCGCUGCUGUCGGCAGCUGUGGCACUUCUGGAAACCGAGUCUUCGAUAGACACCUCCGGCAUGGUGCAGAGCUGCAAAGACCUCAUCGGUUACUGCGGAGGAACCUCCAAAUGA
This is a messenger RNA of Symbiodinium natans, 1206 nucleotides long. NCBI's taxonomy places the organism in Eukaryota, Dinophyceae, Suessiales, Symbiodiniaceae. The record is from the annotation of a GenBank genome assembly.